Molecule: messenger RNA, 555 nt
Organism: Linderina pennispora
Lineage: Eukaryota; Fungi; Kickxellomycota; Kickxellomycetes; Kickxellales; Kickxellaceae
Exons: 1
Coding region: 153-485 (110 amino acids)
Biological process (GO): protein folding in endoplasmic reticulum; autophagosome assembly
Cellular component (GO): EMC complex; endoplasmic reticulum; membrane
Source: RefSeq, a predicted model, not a curated record
CACGGGAAGAAGAAAAAAGAGCGCUGGCCCAGAAUUUGCUGGCCAGGCGAAGCUCUCUUUGAUCUCCACAUUUUUCCACACUUGAACACGCUUCUCCUCUACACCCUCUUUAAUUUCAAAACGACUUGUAAUCCCUAGACGCUUCACAUACAAUGGCAGAUGCGCAGGCGGAAAUGUUCAAGUACUUUGAGCCGACGGUGCAGUGGAACAAUUUGCAGCUGUCGAACAUUCAUACGUUGGCGUCGUGGGGCAUUGGCACAGCGGCGGGCGUGCUCGGGCUGACCGGGUGGAACGGGUUCAUUUUCUUUCUGCUGAACUGGGUGUUUCUGUCCACGCUGGUGUUCUUUGUCAAGUGCCAGGGCAAGCCGGCCGUGUUCUUCAAGUCGAGCGCUAUGGAUAUUGCGGUGACACCGAUCAUGAACACCAUGCUGUCGUAUGUGCUGGUGUGGACCCUUAUGCACGCUUUGGUGUACAUUUACGAUUGAGUGCGCGCUAAAUAUCUUUCAACGUCGAACCGAUAACUAAAUCAAAACUACACAAUUUCUAUACCUGCGA